CAUUAAAAUUGAAACCAUUCAUCGUAUGUAUAUAACCGCAGAGCGCUGAGCGUAGCCCACCAUAUAUAAUAUUAUUCUCGCUGACGCGGUGCGCUGUCUCUUGUGUUUUGUUGUGUUGUAUUGAUUUUGUAUUUUGUGUACAUUUAGACGAGAUAGCUCAGAAAACAAGAAUGGAGGUUCAAUUUAAAGUUUAUACAUUCUGGAAUGGGAGUGAGAAGCCAGAAGUAAGAAGGUUUGGGAUUGAAAGAGGUGUUGUAACCAGCUUUCAGUAUUUGAGUGCUAAGCUUCAAGAUAUCUACCCUAAGCUUAAGGGAAAGAGCUUCACUGUCUCUUGGAAAGAUGAAGAAGGUGAUGAUGUGACAAUUUCAUCAGACGAUGAAUUGAUGAUUGCUCUGACGUCAAUGUCAGAUGAUUUGAAGCGGCUCCAUGUGCACACCAAGGGGGAUAAUAACAAUGACGAUUGUGACAUUGUUAUAACUGCUGUUACUGAUAAUAAUGCAGGACCUUCCACUGGACCCAACAUUCCUCACUCUGGCGUAGUGUGCGACGGCUGCGAUGUUCCCAUAACGGGUUUCCGCUACAAGUGCACCUUCUGCGAUGACUACGACCUGUGCUCCAAGUGCGAGUCCGCCGGCCUGCACCCUGAGCAUUGCAUGGUGCGAGUACCUGUUCCCUCACUACCUCGCACCGUUAUCAAGGCGGCAGUGAAGCGAUCGCGCCAUUUCCUCAAAACAUUGAAUCAAAUCAACGAGGAACAUUGCAAGAAGCAACGUCAUGAGAGUGAAAGUAAGCGGCGGGAGCAUCAUGGCCACCACGGCCAUCAUCGCCGCCAGGCCCGUGACGAACACCAACGCCGGCCACGCACCAGCUGGCUGGAAACAUUCGCCACUUAUAUGAACGAAUUUGCGAACCUAGCUGGGGACGUCGGGGUUGAAACUGAACAUGAACCUACUGCAAACCAGGAAACCCCGACAGCCGCUAAUGAAACCCCUAAAAGUCAGGCUGAAGCUUCAAAGGCUAGCGCAUCUGCUUCCGCCUCCGCAUCAGCAAACGCUCAGCAAACAUCAUCGGCCAGGGGACCGCAAUGCCCUUUCACACCCGAUAAUUUGAACAUGGAUAACAUUCAAAAACUUUUGAACAUGUAUUUGAGUGGAAACUUGAAUGCUUUUAUGCCGCAACAGCCAUCGACAUCUGCUGCAAAGGAAAAGACUGAUGUGGAAAUGGGCCAAGGGGACAGGAAGGCGUCUGACGCUGAUAAGCAAAGUGUGGCUUCAGAAGUGUCCUCAACUUCGAAUGCAGCAGCUCAGUCGAAGAAAGAGGAUUCCCCUGACAAAACUGAUGAGUGGACUGUUAUCAAUAAUGACAAAGAUCUUAUGGAUUCUGAAGCUAAGGCUCCUGGCGCAGAAACAAACCCUCCCAUUGGUUUCAACCUGCCUGAGGAGUUCCAAAAUCGUGUGCAAAUCAACGAGGGCCAAAGUCUCUACCCGCCUCUCAAUACUGCCACAGCUGUGUUGAAUCCCAAAGAGCCUGCGGUGAAAGUUCCAGAACAACCGAAGCCGACUGCUCCGGAAGAACCAAAGACUAAGGAUGCUGGCAAGCAAACAUCAGCCACUGGUCGCCAGGAACGACACCCAAUGGCUCAUAUUCAAGCGGCCAUUGAGCAGAUGAUUGCAAUGGGCUUCACUAAUGAAGGAGGAUGGUUGACUCAACUACUUGAGAGCAAGGAUGGCAAUAUCGCUGCUGUUCUUGACCUAUUGACUCCUAUCAAUGCUAAGAAGUAAUUAUAUUCAUCAAGAAUAUAAAAUACUUUUAUUCUCUUCUAUUGCAUUAUUCUCUAUUAGAUCUGGGGCAUCAUAUCAUAGCCCCAAAUAGAUACUUCAAAUAAACAUAUUUUUUGCAUAGAUAAGAAGUAAUAUCAUAAGUUAAAAUUAUAUUGACAAUGGUAAUAGAAUAUGUUAUUUACCUGUUUUAUGACUGAAUGUCUUGCCUAAUUUGUAUUAAUUAUUUCAGUUAUUUUUAUUUUAUUAUUGUUUAUAUAAAAUGGAAAAUUACAUACCUAAUAUGGUAUUUUUGUGUUCUCUAAAUAUAAUUUCUUAUUGAUAUGAAGAUAUAUAUUUCGUUUAUAUAUCUUGUUGAUAUAAUGACAACUUCAUGAUAUUCAUGUAGCUAACAUUGACAUAUUAUGGAAAGACAUGUUAUGACUGAUUGUAAGGCCUGAUAAAAAUGUGAUAAAGUGUGAUGGUUUCAUGUAGAAAAAUGUUUAUUUUCCUUAGAAUAUAAUAAAGGUAUAUGGGCAA
Molecule: messenger RNA, 2297 nt
Organism: Colias croceus (clouded yellow)
Lineage: Eukaryota; Metazoa; Arthropoda; Insecta; Lepidoptera; Pieridae
Product: sequestosome-1-like
Exons: 8
Coding region: 171-1781 (536 amino acids)
Biological process (GO): endosome organization; mitophagy; aggrephagy
Cellular component (GO): aggresome; amphisome
Molecular function (GO): protein kinase C binding; K63-linked polyubiquitin modification-dependent protein binding; zinc ion binding
Source: RefSeq, a predicted model, not a curated record